Molecule: messenger RNA, 1011 nt
Organism: Phytomonas sp. Hart1
Lineage: Eukaryota; Euglenozoa; Kinetoplastea; Trypanosomatida; Trypanosomatidae
Source: the annotation of a GenBank genome assembly
AUGAUACCCUCCACGCUUUCAGCCUCGUUUAGCGCUCGAUAUUUAAAAAGCCCCACACACGACCCUUUUGCGGGGAGCGAUGCGCGAAUUUUUGAGGAGCUCCUCGACGCCGAGGCGGUGGUCGACCUCUCGCGGCUGCGGGAGGCCGCUCGUCUGGGGGUUGAUCCUAAAUAUCGUGAGAUGGUCUACCGCUAUCUGCUCGGGGUGACGUUGACCGAUAAAUCAAGCGAGAUGACCAUGGAACGGGCACAGGAGCGGGAUUUCGAGCUCCUCCGGCGCCCGCCCCCUUACACUCAAGGCGGACGUCCCAUCAAAACUAACGGUGUAAGGCCCUUUAGCGCGGCCUACGGGCAGCCAUCCGCGGGGUGGGAGCGCGCGACCGCGGCGGUGCAGCUCCGCGCGCCCUUCUCUCAUAGCCCGGAAUGCCGGCAAUGGCUCCAUGACGUGAUGGAAUCGCUGCAAGCGAUCCACAGCGAGGCCUCCCGCGAAGAGGUGGUGAUCCUUAUCCAUCUCGUAUUGCCUUUUCAGGCGAUCAAAUCUAGUGCAAGGGAUACAUUUUAUUGUGUGAAUACGAUCUACAACUUUCUCACUCAUCAUGGGAACCCUUUGCAGGAUGAGGAAUGCCUACAGCAUCACUGUGGAAACUUUAUGAUGCUUUUUCAUACGCUUAAUCCGAUGCUUUACCGGCAUUUUUUUACAGAGGGCAUCACAACGAUGGACUGGGUUCCACGCAUGCUCUGCACUAUGCUAGCUGAUCGCCUUCACCAGGAAGAUCUUUUGCGGAUCUGGGACUACUAUCUUGUUGAUCUCGGCGAGACCCUAACCUUCUCUUCACACCCUUUUGUUUGUCUGGCUCUUUUAUCUAAUCUUACGGAAGAAUUGGUCGAAUGUGAUAAAAUAGAAAUACUUUAUCGUUUGGAGCAUAUGCCACGUAUAAAUGCUGAAGCGGUUCUCCAAAAUGCGAUUUCAAUACGUGAAGACGUUUACACUAGCGGGCUUCUGUUUUCAUGA